Messenger RNA from Dinoponera quadriceps, 5171 nucleotides. RefSeq lists its product as uncharacterized. The coding region runs from base 315 to 4994 and encodes 1559 amino acids. Gene Ontology annotation, cellular component: nucleus. The transcript is spliced from 4 exons. NCBI's taxonomy places the organism in Eukaryota, Metazoa, Arthropoda, Insecta, Hymenoptera, Formicidae. The record is from RefSeq and is a predicted model, not a curated record.
AGCUUUGGUUGACAACAAUGUGUUGAUUUAUCCAUUAGGUUUCAUAUAAUAGAAAAGAUAUGCUACGAGAAUUGCUUAUUGUAAAGUACCAAACAUAUGAAGCAAUUAUUUUAAUUUCACAAAUGGAGAAGAUCGUUGUACUAUGCAUUUAUUGUGCUCUUUAAUAGAUAAGGAAACAUGAUAUCCCAAAUUCGAAAGCACUUUCUAUAAUUACACCAAUAUUGCGUAAAAACCGUAGAGUUGAAAAUAGGUGGGGAUUACAAUAUGAGGUUUCUGUGCAAUAUGCUGCAUUUGGAAGGCAAUGUGUACCUUAUAUGCCAACAGAACCACCGGCAUCCUUGAGUGAAGAAAUUAUGGGAUCUGAACCACUAUAUGUGUGCGAAGAAUGCAAAGACUGUUUCCGUUUUCAAAGCAGUUUGGAGGAUCAUUAUAAGAGACGUAGUUGGAUUUUUGGGCUUUGGUGUCAUACUUGUUUCAGGACAGUAUGCACUCAUAUAACCGAAACAGGUUCUACGUGUUCUAUAUGCAUGAAAAAAGAUAAUGAAAAGCGGAAAUAUUUGCGAUCAAGAGGGUACAAGCAUCAACGCUUUCAAAAAUGGGGAGUGAUAAAAGUAUUCUACAACCAGUGCCAACUCUAUGAACACAUGAAAUUGCACGGUUUGUGCUCGAUAGAUGUAUCUGAUAUAAUGUUAAUGCCUCUACCUACUGAUUUGACCUAUAAUGAUUGGACUCCUGAACUAGAGAUAGCAUGUGAAGCACUUAUGGAAUACACAUUUCUAUUACAUGUUCAUAUCAUGGACUGGUUAAGGAUGAACAAAUUGAUUAAUAAUUGGUGGAAACUAACUAAUGACAAUGACAAAAAUAACGACAAUAUAAUAAGUAAGGUUGUGAAAGGUUAUAAGGGUCGACAAAUUUUUAAGACUUUCGAAAAGUCUGAAGAUGAUCAGGAUCCCAAUUCUAAUGUUACACUUAAUGUCAAGAAGAACUUUCUUGCUAUGGAAUUUGUCGAAACCACUUUUAACGAUAAAGAUAAGAAUAAUUAUUCUGCCAAUGCUGUCUCAGACAAAAAUGUGUCAGAAAACGAAGAUAAUCCUUGCACUGACAUCGCUUUUGUAGAUUGCGGCCCUGCCUCAAAAUGUUUGGAGCCAGAACCAUCGAUGAGCUAUAUACCAAAGAAGCAGAUUCCAUCUGUUCUUAAAAAUUCAACCUGGGACGUAUUAAACUUGCAUUUAAUUGACAGGACUAGGACAAAUCGUAAGAGGAAAAAAGUAGUUCUUAAAGAUUUUAUUGAGACGGAUAUGAUUCUUAAAAAAUCAACUACGGUGAAAGUGAAUGAAAAAAGUUUAAAUAAAAGUACUAUCAGUAAGCAAUUAAUCGAAAGCUCCUCGCAGAAAUAUAGGACAGAGCAAUCAUCUGUGAAGGAAACUGCAGGAAAUAGCAUCAGUAAACCUAUAAUAGAAACUGAUAUUGCCAAAAUUUUAAACAAUCCAAUUAAGAUCGAUGUUCCGUUUCCUGCUAAAAAUGUCAAGUUACCUAAAGCGAAUUCGGAUCAUUUAGAGCAUAGUCUACAUACAUCAACAGAAAAUUGUGAUUCCAAGAUACUAACUGUCCAAAGUUCAAAAAAAGCAGAUGUCACAUCAAUUAUUAACGAUUUGCCUUCUCAGCAUAUUUCAAAUACCAAUGAAGUCGUUCUGGAACAGAAUUUACAGAGACUUAUAUCUUUAUCCGACAAAGAUGUAAUGAUAAUUGGAAAGAUGCCAAACAAAUCAGUUAACAGCAGUACGGAUACCAGCACAUCAUCACAGAAUAAACAAGUUGGUCCAUUUCUGAUUAAAGACGGAAAGAAAUAUCUUAUUAAACAUUCAGAAAGUAUUAGAAAUGAUCUAGAAAAUUCGCCCAAUUUGUCAACUACAACUACUGUAUCGAAAGGCACGAUACAGCUGCUGCCUAAACAGAAUAUUUCAACAUCAACGUCUAUUAAUUCUGCUGAAAUCGAAAAUAUAAGUACGGAACAAGCGACUUCACUUCACAACGACAUUUCUCUUUUAACACCUUCGCCAUCUCCUUCUGAGUUAUCCAGUGGUUCCAGCUGCGAGUCGCAUAUUAAGAAAACUUUAAAAGCAAAACUACCUCGGAAGAUACUUCCGCGAAUUCCUCCCGAGAAGACUUCAUUCGAGGUUAUAUCAUUGGUUAAAGAGGAAAAUGGGGAGAACCUCUACAUGAAUAUAAAAAUAAUAGAUCGUGCCCCAAAGGAGGUUUUUCAUGAUAUGUGCAAAGAAAUGUUCAAGCAUAAACAGAAAAUGAUGGAAGAAUUUUGUCACCUGGAUAAUUACGAGUUGAUGAGACGAAUUACUCAUUUAAACCACGUUACCGCGGAAAUAAAGAACAGUAUGAAUUUUGUACCGAGUAAUAUUGUUAGAGAGAAACUGAAGUCUGUUGAUAUUCUCAAACAAAUAUUGGAAAGUUAUAUUCGUAAGCGUGAUACGAAGGCCCAGAACAAGAAGAAAGGCACACUAUUAGAGGAAUGUAAUUGGGAGAGGACGGAUUUACAUGAGAAAUGUCCGUCAUGCCGUAAACCUAUGAAGCCAAAGUCUUACAUUGCUGGAUUUUCAAAAUUGUCUGAUGACGACGAAAUGUAUUGCUUCUGUUACAAAUAUAUUUGUCACCAGUGUCAAUCUUAUCAUGGCACUUCAUCACGGUUCAUCGCGCAUCAAAACUUCCACAUGAAGAAGUCACCUUACAUUUGCCCAGACUGUGAGAACUGUUUCAUUGAAGCUAAAUUUCUAGAAAUCCACAUAUGGACUCAUUGCUUUCACAUGUCGAAGAAGCGCAUAUUGGCUUGCAAAAUUUGUGAGAUAGAUGGAUUCAAGGACAUAGAGUCGAUCACUACACACUUUGCUAUCAUGCACUGUAUCACGAAAGUCGCAUGCGAAAUAUGUUGCUUGGUAUUUUCUUCGAACGAGGAUUGCAUGAAGCAUUACGUGGAUAUGCACACGAAUAUAUCGUUACCAGAACCAAUACGAUUGGUGAUGUCCAAAUUGAAUAACAAGAUUGUACGUUAUGAAAAGUUUAUGUCGUACUUGGAUGAAUACCCCGCGAUUAAAGAACUUAUAUGGUACAAGUGUCCUUUCUGUCCGAUGGUAAUUGUAGAACACAUCCAUGCAAAGUUAAUAUUUAGUGCUCACUUACGGGACAAGCACUGGAAACGUUUGUCCGAAAUCAUUAGUGAAGAGGUAUUGGCCGAUACUUACUUCGUAACGAAAUUUGGAAAAUCCAGCAUCACCGGAAAUAUCUCAAACACGUUUGUAAAUGCUCCGCUCGAAGACGGUACCGUGAUACCUAGAAUCAUAAAUGCUCGAACCAUUUCGUCGGAGAUAUUUGAACGCGGCUCCCACGAUACGGGCAACACGUGGACCAUAAGUCCCGAUAAAUCCGCGUCUACCAUUGUUGUUGACAGUUCGCAAGUGGUAAGUUCUUCAGAAAAAGUAGAAUCGCUACCAAAAAUUCUCAACGUCAGAUCAAUAGCUGAUUUAAAGGCAGUCGCACCGAAAAACGUUGCGACAAGUACGAAAACUGUAACCGAGAUGGAGGUUGUAUGUGAUUCUCAAGCGUCUCAAUCUGAAGUGAUGAAAACUACGUAUAAAAAAGAAGACCUAUUGUGUAAAGAUACGAGAAAUAACCUGAUUGAUAUUAAAUCUGUUAUCGAGGAGCAGACGAAAGUGGUAGAAGAGUCUCAUAAAAAUAAUGACGAAUCGAUCACUUCCUGCGCGGCGGAACCCGAAAGAUCUCUACAAACUAAGGACGUUCGUACAAAUUCACCCAUCGAAUUAAGUAGAGAAAUUUCAAAUUCCGAGUCGGUAUCCAAGACAAGUACAAGUGGUUCUAUAAAGGUAGUUGACAUCAGGAAAAUAUGCAAACCGAACAUUGAGCCAUUCGUCGAAGAACCGUGCGACAUACAGUCCGAGAAUGAGAAUGCAACAUGUAUGUCGUUCAUACCGAAACCUCCUCCGCUUUCCAAAAUUCCACAACAUGCACUUGAUUACAGGGAGGUCGAGGAGACAUAUGAGCUCUUGAAAGAUGCAAAAUCGAAAUCUCUCUUCCGAAGAGUGGCUAAGAAGAGGCAACGCAUUGCCAUAAUCGGGCCGACUGAUACGCAAGAGGGAACUAUCGAGUUCCUGUGUCACAUAUGCAACGAAAAGAUUAACACUUCUUGGCCUAUAUUGCAGAUGCACUUUACCGAGAAUCAUUCGCACGAGUAUCAAUUGGUGGAACUUGCUUUGCGCCUAACGAAGCUACCCUCUGACUUUAUGAAUCAUUACAAGAAACUUAUGAACACAAAGAAGCGAAAAUCAGACGUCACUUUAUCCAUGACGAAAAGAAAGCGUCGAUGGACACCGAAGAAACACACGGAGAUAAAGGACACGAGCGUGUCCGAAGGGACCGUAGGGUUGUGCGUGAACAAAGAGACGGCGGAAGACGGUGAGGGUAAUUUCAAAUGCAAGAAAUGCAGUCAACGAUGCACCGACAUGUCUGAUCUGAGAGAACACAUUGCUACCAAUCACAGAUUGAAGGGCCGUUACCUGAUAUGUCUGGAGUGCGGCGAGAACUUUGUAGUCGCGCCUAGCUUGCAGAUGCAUCUCAAGGCUUUUCACGGAAUAGAAGAUCCUAUCAGUUAUAUGAAUCAAAAUCCCUCUUACGCUCCUGAUGUAAACAACUACUUACAGGCAGAAGGGAAAACAACGAUAGCUAAUCAGUGUUACGUCUGUAUGGCAGUGUUCGAGGAUAAAGCUGCGGUGGACAAACACCUGAGAGUACACGGUAUGGCUUUUCUGAAUCGUAAGAUGAUAGAGGCGAGAAAUGCUCUGAAGAGUCCGGAGAAGAAGCCAAAUACGGAGGAGAAGCAAAGUCCCGUUACCGAAAGUCUAAGGGCGACUGUGAGGCGAGAUAAACCGGUGGAAACACUUCUAGAAAAACUUCUUAAUACGCCGAUAUAGCUACAGGGGAUGAAACAUGUGGAUACAUGUGAAACAUGUAAAAAAUUCUCUUAAAACUCUGUAAAAUAAUGCAUUCAUUAUAGUUCUUAUUUAUAAGCUCUCGUCUGUAUAUUACGCGCUCGAUAUCGUUUUCAUCAAUCCAUUGUUAUUACAGAACAUUAUAUCACUGAAUUAUUA